GUCACUGUAUCCGCGGUUGUAAAAAAAAAAAGUCAUUUGUAUUUGUCGACAUUAGCCUAAAUAGAAAAGACUAUGCAGUAUUCAAUUAUAUAUUUGUUUAUUUUUAAUAACUUUCGCUUAAACGCUUAAAAUAAAGUUAUUGUGAUAUAUUGGUACGUUACUUUAAGGCAAACGAUCAUUAUAUUUGCUUAAAAUGUCGGAGAAGGAUAAGGCGAAAGGGAAUACCCAAACAAAACACAUUCCAAAAGAUGCACAUGUAAUAAUGUCUAUUAUGAAAGAAGUGGGCAUCACGGACUACGAACCCCGUGUCGUUAACCAAUUGCUAGAAUUUACUUACAGAUACGUUACAUCUGUGUUGGAUGACGCUCGAGUAUUCGCAAAUCACGCGAAGAAGAAGACAAUAGACCUCGAUGAUGUCAGGUUAGCGGUGCAAAUGCAGUUGGAUAAAUCAUUUACAAGCCCUCCACCAAGGGAAGUCCUACUAGAGUUGGCUAGAGUAAAAAAUGUGAAUCCACUUCCUUUGAUUAAACCACAUUGUGGGCUAAGAUUGCCACCUGAUCGCUACUGUCUCUCAGCAUGUAACUAUCGCUUGAAAUCUGUUCAAUCAAAGAAAGCGGCAUCUAAACCAGUUGUCUCUGCUCCUAUCAAAACCAUCACAUCAUCAAAGUCAAGCAGUCAAAAUCUUGUUAUGAAGAGAUCUCAAGGACCUAUUAAUGUUAGUUCUAAAGGAAAUGUGGCCCCUAAACCAGUUCUUAAAUUCACUUCUGGAAGUAAGGUUGUUGCAAAACCAGCAGUGCGGGUGACAUCAGGGCCUCCACAACAAAAUCCAGUUAAAAUGGAGAUUGAUGAAGUGUCCCACAAAAGGAAAAGAGAUGAUGAUGACUAUGACAUGUAACAUUUAAUUUAUAAGGUGAAUUUUUAAGUGAAGUUCCAUUUGUAAUUUUAAGUAAAUAAAUAUGUGCAUAAUUGUAAAAUGA
This is a messenger RNA of Pieris brassicae (large cabbage white), 977 nucleotides long. It is a transcript of the gene Taf9, whose product is annotated as transcription initiation factor TFIID subunit 9. The coding region runs from base 194 to 895 and encodes 233 amino acids. Gene Ontology annotation, cellular component: SAGA complex; transcription factor TFIID complex. Gene Ontology annotation, molecular function: protein heterodimerization activity; RNA polymerase II general transcription initiation factor activity; transcription coactivator activity. Gene Ontology annotation, biological process: DNA-templated transcription initiation; RNA polymerase II preinitiation complex assembly. The record is from RefSeq and is a predicted model, not a curated record. NCBI's taxonomy places the organism in Eukaryota, Metazoa, Arthropoda, Insecta, Lepidoptera, Pieridae. The transcript has 3 exons.